Molecule: messenger RNA, 867 nt
Organism: Chilo suppressalis (striped riceborer)
Lineage: Eukaryota; Metazoa; Arthropoda; Insecta; Lepidoptera; Crambidae
Source: the annotation of a GenBank genome assembly
CCUUCGAGCAGUCUACCACAGAAGUGCAAGAUGAGAGUUCUGAUUGUCGCCGCCGUCCUCGCCUGCGCCGCAGCCGCGCCUUCCGGUGCCCUUUUGGGUCACCAUGGUUUGGGUUACGCCGCCGCUCCCAUCGGAUUGGCCCAUGGCUCUUUAGCCGUGGCCCACGCCGCCCCAUAUGCCGUAGCCCACGCCGCUCCCUUGGCCGUGGCUCACGCCGCUCCCGCUCUGCCUACCAUCUCUCCCGGAGACAUCCACGGUGCCCAGAUCGACGCCCACGUUGACGCCUCCGACCACGCCCGCGCCGCCGUCGACGCCGCCCGGGAAGCUCACGACCAACACUCCGAACUCGCCGGUCAGGCCGUCAACGCCGCCGAAGACCACUCCUGGCAGUCCCUGGACGCUGUCAAGACUCACGAGGCUCAACUGGACGGUGCCGCCGCCGGUGUAGCCCCCGUGUUGGCUAAGCAGCUGGCCGGACACGUAGCGUACGCCGCCCCCGCUGUGCACGCUUACGCCGCGGCUCCCGUCGCCCACGGUUACGCAGGUGCCGUUGCCCACGGAUACGCCGCUCCCGCUGUCCACGGAUACGCCGCCCCUGCCGUCGCAGCCUACGCUGCUCCCGCCAGCAAGACCGUGGUGACCCAGUCGCUGUCCCAGUCGCACCCCGCCCCGGUGGUGCACGCGCCCGUCAUCGCGCACGCCGCACCCCACGCCUACGCCCACGGACUCUCCCACGGAUGGUAAAGCUGUGAUACCUACCAUUUAGAUCUAGACCAAAAAUACUCAAUUUUGGAUUGUACAUAAAUUAAUUAAUCUAAAAAAAGUAUACAGUUGCAAUAGAGAGGUGAGGAUGUGUGUGAAUAAAUG